GCAGUGUGAACGUAGCCUUUGAGUGCUCACUUGAGUAGAAAGGUCAGUGUAUUAUUAAGGCCUAUGCUAACUUUACAGUAUUAGUGGUAGGCCUGCACAAUAAAUCGAAAAUUUAUUGUCAUCGCAAUAUCAGCCUGUGCGAUGGGCCCAUCGCAAAACAUGGCAUAAACUGUGAUAAUUGGGUACCCUAAAAUGUUUACACACGUGCUUUAAAGACUUUACCAAUCAAAGAAACCCCUUGACACAUUUGACCAGUCGAAUAGAGCCCUUCACGACAUUAACCACUCAAAUGGAUUAGUGGCCCGCCUCCUACGUAGGGGGAUGAGCGAACAACGCUGCAGCAACAAGCUACUAUGAACUCGUAGCUAAAAAAAAAAUAGUACCUCGCUUAUUUGGAGGUACUUUGGAUUUGAUAAAGAUGACGUUCUCCAAACACAGGUACACUGCAAAACUUGCCGAACACUCGUGGCAACCACCAGAGGAAACACGACUAAUCUCCACCAUCAUCUUCAAUACAACAACAGAGAACUGUUUGAAGAGUUCCAGAAAGUUAGGGCUAGCCAAACAAAGGUUGCUAAUGUUAAGAUAAAGAGCACAGCAGUCCAACAGCCGUCUCUGUAUCAGAGUUUUUCAAGUGGAACUCCUUAUGAGAAAACGUCAAAGUGGUACAAAGAAAUAACAGAGGCCAUUACACAUUUUUUGGCUAAAGACAUGAUGCCUAUAAAUACAGUUAGCAGAGAGGGCUUCACCAGUCUGAUACAUAAAGUGGACCGGAGAUACCGCAUCCCCUCACGAAACUACUUUUCCCAUGUCGUCAUUCCACAAAUGUACGAAACAUGCCGCAAGAUCGUCAUGUUUGAACUGAGCCAAGCUGAAAACUACGCAAGCACUACAGUAAAGUUUCCUCUCCAGUUUUGACUUACAUCAUAACUACUUGGUUCUUGAUGUAGCCAGAGUGUUGGUGUCAAGAUGUGUGAUCAGAAACAUGUCAGAGAGCAUGGUGAUAUGAUAAACAGUGACGAUGGAGACCAGCUGUCAGCCAGUGAUGAAUCUGAGCCUGAACAACAACCCAGCAGAGCUCCAUUUGACCCAGACCUAGACCACAGUGAUCAUGAUGAUGAUGAACAUGAUGAUGUGUGUGCACCAGCAACUAUUCCCAUAUCUCAGAGUUCAUUCAGUUUGAGUGGAGGGACCUCAGCCUUCUCUGACCGCAGCCACAGUAUCUUUGACUGCCUAGACAGUAUUGGCAGGCAGACUUUCUCCUCUCUAAAUCAGAACACUGUUGCAGACAAAUCCUCACUUCACAGUCAAAACACAAGCCAUCCGUCAUCCACCUGUCCCACACCACCAAAGAAGAGAUUAGUCCCAGACUACCUAGUGCAUCCUGAACGCUGGACACAUUACAGUCUGGAGGAUGUGAAUGAGAGCAGUGAUCAGGAAAAUAGCAGGGUGGCUUAUCAGUUCCUGUCCAGCCUGGGGCAAGAGGCAAAAGGCAGUUCCCCUUGUGACCUCCAGCACAAGAUGAUCUUCAGACCCAAGCAACUGCCGAAGGAACAACCUAAUGAUCAGCUUUCUCUUGUGAGUGCAAAGGAGACAGGAAUGCAUCUCAGUCACCUACUGGAGGAGGAGGAGGACGAAGAGGCAGAAGGAAGGAAAACAGAAGAAAAUCUAGACAAAACUGAGAAAGGACAAAAAGAUGAAGAGAAGGACAUGAGUGGAGCUAUGGGUCAAGGAGAGGAAAAGAAAGAGGUGCAAAAAGAAAAGAAGGUAGAAGAGUCCAGGUACCAGUUUACCUCCUUCAGGAAUAUGAUGACUAAAAACUACAGGAAGCGUUCUGGCUGUGAGGACAACUGACGACAGCAAAGCAGUGACGUCCUCACCGUCAGCAGGGUGGAUCUCAAUGUUUCAUCGUCCAGUCACAUAUGAAACGUACUUUUACUCCACAUGCUUCAUCAUCUGCCCACAGGUGUUUGUUCUGUUUCACCCAGCAGCGAUGUUCCAGAGUGCUUCACUUCCUACUUCAAGUUUCCAGUCCUUAUUGUAGAAUUUUAGUUCCUGUUGUAUUUGGUAUUCUGAAAUAAAGUAUUGAAUUCAAAGUUU
Messenger RNA from Oreochromis niloticus (Nile tilapia), 2100 nucleotides. RefSeq names its product tumor suppressing subtransferable candidate 4 (gene tssc4). NCBI's taxonomy places the organism in Eukaryota, Metazoa, Chordata, Actinopteri, Cichliformes, Cichlidae. The transcript is spliced from 2 exons. Bases 970 to 1854 code for a protein of 294 amino acids. The record is from RefSeq and is a predicted model, not a curated record.